AUGUCUGAGGCAAAUGAAUCCAACAGCCCCGCCCUACUCAGAAAACUCUUCGCUGUCAUACUAACUUCCUGCGAACCAGCAGACCCCUCCUCGCUUUGGGAACAAUAUCGUAGCAACCUAGCCGGAGACCUCUUCUGUCCACAUAACGUUGAACUCCUCCAUGAAAACCAGUGCGAAGAAAUCUACAACUCCUGCCUGAUAUUAAUAGAACACCAAGUUCAACAGAUGAGGGGACAGCACCUUGCCAGCUACGGAUUACCAAUCAAGCGUCACAAUUCAGACCACAACAUGAUCGAAUAUAAUCGCUACACACAGUACUCUAUUCCACAGCAGGAAUCCUUCAUUGAAGAAAACCAGCACAAGCUAACAACAGAACAAAGACAAAUAUACAACCUCUUCUGUUCUCAAGUCCACUCUUCUCAGCCAGGUAUCACCUUCCUUGAUGCACCAGGUGGCACUGGUAAAACGUUCCUGCUCAACCUCAUCCUAGCGACGAUACGUUCCAAACAAGCCAUUGCUCUUGCUACGGCCUCAAGUGGAAUUGCAGCCACACUUCUAACAGGCGGACGAACGUUGCAUGCCACUUUCAAGAUACCCCUGGAUGUGCACAUGAAAGACAUGCCGACAUGUGCAAUAAAGAAGAACACUACCCUAGCUAAGGUCAUCAUUGAUUGUAGCGCUAUUGUCGUUGAUGAAGCCCCAAUGACCCACAAGGCAGCAUACGAGGCCAUAGACCGGACCCUGCAAGACAUCAGAGGCAAUUCAUCUCCCUUUGCUGGAAUUCCAACAUUGCUGUGCGGUGACUUCCGCCAGAUAUUGCCAGUUAUCAAAAACGGUACACAGGCAAACAUCAUCGAUGCAUCCCUAAAGAAAUCCUACCUCUGGAAAGACGUCCAAGUCGUACACCUACAAACAAACCUACGUGCUCACCUCACUGGAAAUGCUCAUGCUGGAAGUUAUUCACAGCUCCUCAUGUCGAUUGGCAAUGGAACAUAUCCCUUGCUUGAACCACCAACCACCAUUACCGUUCCUCCCAGUCUACCGAAAGCAGACACAACAGAACAAUUGAUUCAUGCUAUCUUUGCCGAUUUACCGGAACAAGGACAGAAUGAUCAAUGGAUACUCGAACGUGCCAUUCUUGCUCCUCUAAAUGAAACUGUCGACAACCUCAACCACACCAUUCUUGCAACUUUGGACCGUCCAGAAAUUACCUACAGGUCAUUCGACACAACAUUGACAACAGAAGAAGCUACUCAUUUCCCUGUUGAGUUCUUGAACUCUCUCAACAUUGCUGGCCUGCCACCCCACAAACUGGCGCUUAAGAUUGGCUGCCCCAUCAUUGUACUUCGAUCCUUGGACCCACCAAGUAUCACAAAUGGAACUCGAUGUCGCGUUGUAGCUUGCCACACCAAUGUCAUCGAGGUCCUCAUCUUACAUGGCCCUGCUGCUGGCAACCAUGCCUUCAUUCCACGCAUUCCAUUGGUACCAUCGACAUCUGACAUGCCAUUCCUCUUCCGCAGAUUGCAAUUCCCGAUACGCCUUUGUUAUGCAAUGACUAUAAACAAAGCCCAAGGCCAGACAUUUCAGACCAUAGGUCUCGACCUCACCACGCCGGUCUUCUCGCACGGCAUGUUCUAUGUCGCCCUGUCCCGCGUUGGAACCGCACAACGGAUGCAUAUCUAUGCACCAGAACAUAAAACCAAAAAUGUGGUGUACCAAGAAGUACUCUAA
Messenger RNA from Lineus longissimus, 1731 nucleotides. Its product is annotated as ATP-dependent DNA helicase pif1-like. The transcript has a single exon. The coding region runs from base 1 to 1731 and encodes 576 amino acids. Gene Ontology annotation, molecular function: DNA helicase activity. NCBI's taxonomy places the organism in Eukaryota, Metazoa, Nemertea, Pilidiophora, Heteronemertea, Lineidae. Gene Ontology annotation, biological process: DNA repair; telomere maintenance. The record is from RefSeq and is a predicted model, not a curated record.